This is a messenger RNA of Vanrija pseudolonga, 1352 nucleotides long. RefSeq lists its product as uncharacterized. The record is from RefSeq and is a predicted model, not a curated record. The transcript has 3 exons. NCBI's taxonomy places the organism in Eukaryota, Fungi, Basidiomycota, Tremellomycetes, Trichosporonales, Trichosporonaceae. Bases 268 to 1197 code for a protein of 309 amino acids.
AUUCACUUGCAAGGGAGGGGGGCAAGUCUUGGCCACCAACACAUAUCACAACCCAUCACACAUCACCACAUUACCCACAUUCACAAGCAACGCAUCGCCCUUCAAGGCCGCAUCCAGUCACAUCCUCGUCACCAGCAGCACCCAUCCAUCACAUUAUAACCAGCGCCAGCCGCUGAAUUGGAGCAACACCGGCACCAUUCAGACGCGUCUUGGCGCUUCAACUCCACCGUGCUCCAAGCCCCGCGUUGCCCGUCUCCAGCCGCCGCCAUGCCUACAGUCAUAACCAACUCGCAUUCGACACGAUCGUACGCUCCGCUGGCAGACGAGAACAGCCCCGUUGCAUCACCAACCGUGUCGAUCAAUGGCACAGUCGUCUACUCGAAGCGCCUAACACCACCAGGGUCAUCGUCAAACUCGGAAGAUGACCACAAGAAUGGCUCGAGCUUGAUGGACAGCGACGAGACGUUAGCAGGGGCGCGUCGAAACAAGUCGCGCGGACACUUUGCGGUCGAGGACGACGACUCGGGCAGCCUCAAGGGCAAGAACAGAGCUUGGGGAGAGCGCGCAACCGACUAUGUCGAGGACGACGCAGCCUACCCGCCAGUUAACGCGCUCGAGGAAGAGGAGAAGCGCGUGCAAGCGAACCUGGCCAAAUUCGCAGCACGAGAGACUGCUCGGCGAAAGGCGGCGCGGACGUCACGCUUUCUGCCUUCCCAUGUCGACUCGCCCCCACCGUCGGCAAGCUCGUCCACCUCGUCCCUAUCGGCUACACAGCGACUGUCUGUCAUCGGCGAGUCGGUGAGGAGGACGGUUGUCGGUGGCAAGGCAAAAGGCGUCCCAGAAGGCACAGAGCUUUCGUCCGCCUUGUCGUCAUCAAACGCACAGACAUACACAAACCCUUACGACAGUCAAAACCAGUCGCCGUCCGACUCGCCAACAUCGCCCACGAUGCACGGCUCGAGCCCGUUCGCCGACCCUCCAACGGCCAACGGACACCAGGCGGCGCGCACCGCUGGCUCGUCGAACAGAGACGGCGAUUUUGGAUACGUUGGCUCCGAGUGGCGCGGCGGCGAGGCUGCGACGAAUGCCCCUCCUCGACAGGAGCGAUGGUGGCACUCGAUCUGCUCGUGGGGAAACGACCUCGACGGCGGGCAUGACAAGAGCAAGCAGGCUGGGCGGACCAACCCCUUCGAGUGAGGAGGCUGCCAUUUGGAGCUGCAGCUCGGAGUGCUGCCACUCGCUCUUCUCGGACAAGGUAGAGUUGUACACGGAUAGGGAUAGGGCUAGAGCAUAGUCGACUGGUGCAUACAAGGUAUUGCAUUGACAUGACCGUGAUGUGAUAUAUCAUGGGC